AAUGUAAGGCAUUCUUUUGCUGUAAUAGCAAUUCCCAAAACAAAUACUUCUCAUUUUAUCAAAGGAAUUCGAACCAUCUGAUAAAUUAAAAUUAGAACUUAACCAUGUCAUUGAAACUCUAUUUAUUACUAUCAAACAUUUCCUUAAUGAAAUCAACAAUUCCAUCCCUAACUUAUGUAAUCGUUGUUCCAAGUAAAUUUGAUCUUUAUUAUAGAUAAUCACUUUUUGACUAAUCAUCAGAUUUUCUUAAUGAUUAAUGGAAAUAACAUUAUGAUGACCUUAAUGCUGAGUUUCUAAUACUCAAGGCAUGUAAUUAAUAAAUUGAAUUCCAAAAAUAAGAACUAUAGCAAAAGUUAAUAGAUUAACGGUCUAAAUAUGAAGACUUAAAUCGAUAAAAAAAAGAAGAUAAAGAUUAUUAUAGAUAACAAUAUGAAACACUUAAAAAGAAAGCAUAAGAUAAAAUUCAUAGAUUAAAAGAUAAAGUUAUACUAUUCUAAACUUAACUUUAAACAUAUGCAAUUGAAAGUGAACAUCUUAAAAUUAUUGCUUAAGAAGAUAGAUUUAAUUCACCUUCUUCAAUCAAAACUAAAUUAUCGAAUAUCCUUAAAGAAUUACAUGCUCUAAGAUCAAUAUCAAAUAAUAUUUUGUUGGAAAAUUCAAAAAUUAUCAUUUAAGCAAAAGAACAAUUAUAAUUAUGUUUAAUUAAAAAAGAAAUUCAAGGAACAAUUAUAAAAAGAAAUAGAACUCCUCCAGAAACAACCAAAAUUAAAUAAUAUUAUUCUUAAACUUAAUCAAUUUAAAACAGUCCUGAUAGAAAAUUGAAAACAGAGAAACCCUCUAUAAUUAGAAAAGUUAAUGCAAAUAGAGCUUCAGUAAGCAAGAAUCUGUUGGCAGAAUUUGAUGUAUCUGCUUAAAUAACUAAAUUCAUUAAAUAAUAUUAUUAGACAGACUAAUAAUUAAGAAAUAGCACAGGAUUUUAAUAAAAAUUGGUAUGA
Paramecium sonneborni is the source of this 995-nucleotide messenger RNA. The record is from the annotation of a GenBank genome assembly. NCBI's taxonomy places the organism in Eukaryota, Ciliophora, Oligohymenophorea, Peniculida, Parameciidae.